Molecule: messenger RNA, 1050 nt
Organism: Parnassius mnemosyne (clouded apollo)
Lineage: Eukaryota; Metazoa; Arthropoda; Insecta; Lepidoptera; Papilionidae
Source: the annotation of a GenBank genome assembly
AUGGAAGAAAAGUUAAAUGAAAUGGAACAAGCUGGUAUCAUCACAAGGACAUCAACGCCUUACAGUAGUCCAUUGACAUUCACUCUUAAAAAAGACGGCUCAAUUAGAGUUCUGCUUGAUGCCAGAAGCAUAAAUAAGAAAAUGGUUGCAGAAACAGAGAAACCACCUAUACAAUUAGAUGUUUUCAAUUUAUUUCACGGAGCGAAUUAUAUCACUACCAUUGACUUAAAUAAUGCAUAUUUUCAAAUUCCGAUAUAUAAUGUUUUGCCGCAAGGAUUAAAAACAUCAGUAGGAAGCUUUAGCAGAGCCAUGAAUUUAAUAUUAGGACCAGAAGUCCAAGAAUUUUGUGUGAACUAUUUAGAUGAUCUAGCCACUAUUACAACAGGAACGUUAGAUAAACAUUUGGAGCACAUUGAUAUUGUUUUAAGUAAAUUGAACAAAGCUGGCUUAACGUGUAACUUGCAGAAAUGUGAAUGUAUUUGUAAAGAAAUUAAAAUGCUGGGUUUUAUAAUUUCAACAGAAGGCAUAAAGACAGACCCCGAUAAGAUUCGAGCGAUCCAAGAGUUUCCAGCACCUAAAAAGAUUAAACAAUUAAGGGCCUUUUUAGGUCUAUGCAAUUUUUAUAGAAGGUUUAUACCAAAUUACAGCGAGAGCAUAAUACCGCUCUGUGAAUUACUUAAAAAGGGACGAAAGUUCCAAUGGAGCGGUAAAGAACAGAAGGCAUUUGAUUUUAUAAAACAACAAUUUAUUAAUACAAUACAAUUGCAUCAUCCAGACUUUAAUAAGCCGUAUUAUUUACAAACAGAUUGUUCCGGUGUGGGUAUGGCCGGAGUACUAUAUCAGAUAGAUGAUAAUAAUGAAAUGAGAAUUUUAGGCUAUCAUAGUAAAGCCUUAAAAGGCCCCGAAUUAAAUUGGUCUGUUACUGAACAAGAGUUUUAUGCUGUAAUAAGCCGCCUAAAGAAAUUUGAAACAUAUUUGAGGGGCAGUAAAGUAAUAAUACUAACUGAUCAUAAAGCAUUAUUGUUUAUUAAUAAUUCAAUGGUAGAGUAA